AAAUGACGUCAGGCAGCGGUCGCACUCGCGGUGUGUAUAGUGUAUAGUGUAAUGGUAGUAGAGCAGUCACCUUCCGUGUGUGUAUGAGAGUGUGUGUGCGUGUGUGUGUGAGUGUGUGAGUGAGUGAGUGAGAGAGAGAGAGAGAGAGAGAGGAGUUAAAAGUUACCUGGAUAAAUGAUCACAGCUCCUGUUCACCUGUAAGGCUUUGCUCGUGACAGAACCUCCACCAUGAAGCAGAAUAAAGACUCCGACUCUGUGGAAGAGCUGUCUCCUGAUCACGCCGGCGCGAUUCAGACCAUCUACAGCUCCAUCAAUCCGUCUGAGGAGCAGCCCAACAUCUCCACCUACUUCGACGAGAAGGUUCCCGUACCUGAUGAUGUCACACAGGUGUUUAGUUUUCGGAAGCUUUGGGCCUUCACCGGUCCCGGUUUCCUGAUGAGCAUCGCUUAUUUAGACCCCGGGAACAUCGAGUCGGACCUUCAGUCAGGAGCUGUAGCGGGGUUUAAGCUCCUGUGGGUGCUCCUCGGUGCCACCAUCAUCGGUCUCCUCCUGCAGCGUCUGGCUGCUCGGCUCGGCGUCGUUACAGGGAUGCAUUUAGCCGAAGUUUGUCAUCGACAAUAUCCCACUGUUCCUCGGAUCAUUCUGUGGUUGAUGGUUGAACUGGCCAUCAUCGGCUCUGACAUGCAGGAAGUGAUCGGCUGUGCCAUCGCCCUCAACCUGCUGUCUGUGGGCCGGAUCCCUCUGUGGGCCGGAGUUCUCAUCACCAUUGUUGAUACGUUUGUUUUCUUGUUUCUGGAUAAAUACGGUUUGCGUAAACUGGAAGCUUUCUUUGGUUUCCUCAUCACCGUCAUGGCAGUGACCUUCGGCUACGAGUAUGUGCGCGUGGCUCCGGAUCAGGGUGCGCUGUUGAAGGGGAUGUUCGUGCCGUACUGUCAGGGCUGCGGAGCGCCGCAGUUAGAGCAGGCAGUUGGGAUUGUUGGAGCUGUUAUAAUGCCUCAUAACAUCUACCUGCACUCUGCCCUGGUUAAGUCGCGACAGGUGGAUCGAGCAAACAAGAGGGAGGUGAAAGAGGCGAAUAAAUAUUUCUUUAUCGAGUCGUGCAUUGCGCUCUUCAUUUCCUUCCUCAUCAACGUGUUCGUGGUGGCCGUGUUCGCUGAGGCCUUUUAUAAUAAAACCAACAUGGAAGUGAAUCAGCAGUGUAAUCAGACUGGAAGUGUACACACAGACCUGUUCCCGCUCAACAACAACACACUGCAAGUCGACAUCUACAAAGGGGGUGUGGUCCUGGGCUGUUUCUUUGGGCCUGCAGCGCUGUAUAUCUGGGCGGUGGGGAUUCUGGCAGCAGGUCAGAGCUCCACCAUGACAGGGACCUACUCGGGCCAGUUCGUCAUGGAGGGGUUCCUGAACCUGCGCUGGUCUCGGUUUGCGCGUGUGCUGUUAACGCGCUCCAUCGCGAUCUUCCCCACGCUGCUCGUGGCCAUCUUCCAGGACGUGACACGCUUAACUGGCAUGAACGAUUUCCUCAACGUGCUGCAGAGCAUGCAGCUCCCGUUUGCGCUGAUCCCCAUACUGACCUUCACCAGCCUCACACCCAUAAUGAACGAGUUCGCCAAUGGCCUGUUCUGGAAGAUCGGCGGUGGUCUCACCAUCCUGUUGGUGUGUGCGAUUAAUCUGUACUUUGUGGUGGUUUAUGUGACGGCUCUGAACAGCGUGCUGCUCUACGUCCUCUCUGCUCUGCUCUCCAUCGCUUACCUCUGCUUCGUCAUUUAUCUGGCGUGGCGGUGUCUGAUCGCGCUCGGCGUGUCCUGGGUGGACGGUUGCGGCAGGCUGCUGCUGCUUUAGUUCAGGAAACUUCCACAGUUGUGCAGAGCCACAUGGACUCGUACCUGCUGAACAACCUCGACACAGACCUGCAGCGAUAACACACACACACACACACACCUGGGCUUUAUUAUUAUUAUUAUUAUUAUUAUUAUUAUUAUUAUUACGUUUUAAUUGAAAUGAGUAAAGUGGACCAGGACACUGGACUGUCGCUUCCUGUAGUGCGCACUCCUUUUUGCGCACUACUUAGUGAAGUUUUGUCCCCUACGCUAAGCCGAAUAUUUCGAUUUUAAAUGUUUAGUGUUAAACUUCACGUUUCUGAAUAUUGUGUUACUGUCUAUUGGUGAAUUUGCAUACAGCCAAUAGGAGCGCAGGGGGCGUGUCUGUGUGCAUAAACCCUGAAACAAUCUCUAUUUACAUUCUAUUAUAAUAAGCUACUGAAGCCCCUCCCACCACCCCACUGAGCCACGCCCACGUCUGCACCGGACCUGCUGCAUCGCCGGAACACUGAGAGAUUAACGCGGAAAUCGUUUAAUUUAUCAGAAAUGUUAUUAAAUAAGCAGUUUUAAACCUCAGUGUGUAAAAGAACAAAGAGCACUUCUAAAUUUUAUAAAUAAAAGAAAGGAAUAACACACUUCUGACCUGCUGUUGUAGGAAAAUAAUCCACGCCACCACACCAGAGCUGAUUAAUUCCCCAUGACCGCACGUCCCCAAGUGUUUUAUUCCUCCUACACCACAGCAAUGUUUACAAUUUUAAUUUAUUAAUGAAACACACAUUAUACUUUUUAUCCGUUAAUGGUUACAUUUAAUGUCAGUGAAACAGGUUAGUUCCUGUUGUCACUUACGUUAUAGCAGCUAUAAACUCUCGUUCCCUCACCGUGAAGAAGCGUAAACUCCUCUGUCAGAGCGCUGACACUGGAGACUCCUUCCAUAAAAACAUCUCCUUACAGAAAACUUCACCACAUCAGCGUUCACUGUACGAGUCCCUGGGAACGAGCCGUUACUAUAGAAACGAGAGAAUUAAUAUAAACCUGCACUACUGUCAGAGCUGCUGUUCUAGAAAACUAAUCAACACCUUCUGAGUGAGGAAUAAAAACUCACUGUGGUGUAAAAGGUUUAAGUGCUGAGUUAUGAACACGCUGCUGUGUGGUGUAACUGUCAGAUUUAUGAUCUGCAGCUUUAGGGAUUAUUUUAAUGAUUUUGUUUUAUUUUGUAGCUGAUUUUUGUAAAUUAUAUUAAACUCAGAUUUAUCCAGUCCGUUUAUUGAAAACAUUGUGAGACCAAAAAGCGAGAGAGACGCUGAGAAUUAAAGAGGUUUAUUUUAACACACUCGCUGUCUUUCAGUAAAUACGGUAAAUUCCGCGUGUGCUGUUUGCUGUAAUCGCACCAUCAGCAGUUACUAAAUUAUUAUAGUAAUAAUUAUACAGAUUAUUAAUUAUAUUCUGAUUUAAUGUCAUUGUAGUGAACGUUACAUUCCGAGUCGACUUUAUCACGACUCCCCUCUGAAUUUACAGACGAUUUCUGUAAUAAAUAAUAUUUAACAUUUAUAUUUAUAUCUAAAUAAUUUAUAUAAAGUAUUAGCUGGAUUCUACAGGACAAACUGUUCCAGGUGAAAGGUCACUGUUUGGGAUUUUAUCUUUUUUUACUCUGUGCCUUACACAACAGAAGGACAAUCUUCUACAGAAUCCUCAUUCAGUUCUAUUUCUUCUGGCCACGCCCCCUGACAUGACCUGGCCACGCCCCCUGAUGACGGUUACCACCUGCUCGUGCGAUGACUCUCGCUGUGUCUCAUUAGUGUUUAUUCUGUAAAAGCACGAUAAAGCUCGAGGCCGUUAACUCAGUUUCAUUUAUUUACAUAUUAAUAAUCAAACACAAUGAGGGCAGUAACUGUUGUUAAGGGGCGUGGCCUGGUCAGAUCAGGGCGGAGCUAAGGCAGGAAGAACAACAGGGUUUGUAACUGAAGCUGUCUGUAGGUCAGUCGUCAUGGUGAUGAGAUGUUAAUCUGCUGACAGCGUUAAUAAUGUUUAUAAUGUUUAUAUUUGUGUUUUUUGGGAUAUUUUUAUGACACAAUAUGCAGAUGAGCUGCUCAGACACUGUGAGUGAUUUAUAGUUAAACUCGGAUUAUAAAACAGAUUAUUUGUGACGUCUGAUGGUUAAUUUGUUCCACAAGUUUAUUUUCUCUAACAGAAAAGAAUUGUUUAUUGUGUCUAUUUAUACACAUUAAUAAUAAAUUCUAAUAAAUAAAUCUCAAUGUAUUUAGUGUUUAUAAAAUAUAAUGUUUAUGAAUUUUAUUGUUUAUAAUUCUCAGUUAUAAUUGUGUUACUGUCUCGUCACAUUCACAACACAAUUAAAUAAAUAAAAUAAA
Messenger RNA from Pangasianodon hypophthalmus (striped catfish), 4186 nucleotides. It is a transcript of the gene slc11a2, whose product is annotated as solute carrier family 11 member 2. The transcript is spliced from 18 exons. Lineage: Eukaryota; Metazoa; Chordata; Actinopteri; Siluriformes; Pangasiidae. The record is from RefSeq and is a predicted model, not a curated record. Bases 229 to 1842 code for a protein of 537 amino acids. Gene Ontology annotation, molecular function: iron ion transmembrane transporter activity; manganese ion transmembrane transporter activity; cadmium ion transmembrane transporter activity. Gene Ontology annotation, biological process: metal ion transport. Gene Ontology annotation, cellular component: plasma membrane.